Messenger RNA from Argiope bruennichi, 6897 nucleotides. Its product is annotated as microtubule-associated protein futsch-like. NCBI's taxonomy places the organism in Eukaryota, Metazoa, Arthropoda, Arachnida, Araneae, Araneidae. The transcript is spliced from 3 exons. The record is from RefSeq and is a predicted model, not a curated record. Bases 1 to 6897 code for a protein of 2298 amino acids.
AUGCCAAAUUUAUAUCAAAUUCUCAAUGUCGAUCCCUUUGCGUCCACUGCUGAGAUUUCUGAAGCUGCUAAGAAACUUAUAGCUGAAUGGAAUCCCGAUACUUUAGAAGACAGAAAGACAAGAGCUAUUGUAACAGCCGUCUUGAAAGAAAUCACUGAUGCCAGAGAUGUUCUGACAGAUUCCUGGAAAAGGCAGAAAUAUGAUGUGAAAAUUGGACUUGCGGAUAUUGUGUACAGGACCAGAAAGCCCAGGAAACUUACUUCUGAUAAAAGUGUGCAAUAUGGGUAUGAUUACACCUUCGGUCAACCAAUGGGAGAUAUUCAAGAAAGAAUACGAAAAAGGAGUCUUGAAAUGAUGGAACGUGAAUCUGCGGGAAAGGAUCCUGAUGUAGACGGCGUAGACACUACUGUACGAACUACAACCAGGGAGUACGAAACAGAUACAACACGUAUGAUUACAACACACCAACAGGAUAUUUUUUACAUUACUGGGAAAAAAACAAAUCUGGAAGAAGAAUCACAGCGAGCAACGCGCGGAGAAGCUGAAGGGUUUGAAAAGUUGGAUCAAGAACAAACUUCAGUGGAUUUCACUACUGACAUUUAUGAAAAAACUCAACGUUUGGAUCCAGAAUCAACUGAACAGAAAGCUGAAAUAGGACCGAUAGAAAUUUCAUAUUCAAGAGACGUUCCACGUAGCAUAAGUGAAUCUUCUGCGGAUGAAAGAGAAGAAGUUAUCAAAGAUAUCAGUGGAGUGGAAAUAAUUAGGCUUUCCGAACUUUCAAAAAAGACAGGGGAAAAACUUUCAGCUGAGCAAAUGGAAACCACCCCAAGCACGCCAUCAGAAUACCGUCUAGUAACAGGGAAAGAAACUGUAAAAAUUUCCUAUGAAAUCCAACCAACUGCAUCUAAACAGAUUAUCGAACCAGAACAGAUCGUUAAGGAUGAAGCAGAAGAAAGGAUAUUAAAAGAUGAACUGGAAGAGAAGAUUGUGAAAGAUGAACCAGAAAAGAUAAUCAUGGAAGAAGAACCAGAAAAGGGGGUGGAAAAAGAUGAACUAGAAAAGAAGAUUUCGGAAGAGAAAUCAGAAAAGAGGGCGAUAAGAGAUGAAUCAGAAAAGAGGGCGAUAAGAGAUGAAUCAGAAAAGAGAAAAAUUGAGAAAGAGGAAAUAGACAAGAAGAUGUUAAAAGAUGAAGAAGAAAAGAGAAUGAUAAAAGAUGAGUUAGAAAAGAAGAUUGAGAAAGAUGUAAAGGAAGAAAUUUCUGUUGUACCAAUGAAACCUCUUGAGGAAAGCGGAAAAAGUAUUUCAUCAUAUUCGGAAGAAAUUCACCCUACUUUAGCCAUUAAACGGAUUGCUGAUCUACAUAAAACGUUUCAAAGGGAAUCGAGGGAGCUGCAGCCUUUGUCAGUAAAACGUCCAUCUGUAGAAGAGAAGAUAGCAUUGACUGGCUCAAAAGAAAUACAACCUACUGAAAUUUUAGAACAUUCUAUAAAACAAAAAGAAGAAGUUCUGGAAGAAAAAGAAGAUAAAUACCAUGAUGCAUAUAAAGAGUCUAUUACGGAAAUGGAAGAAAAAAUAAUUCCGGAAAAAUUAAGAGAAGCACAUACUAAAGAAAGACAGGAAGAAAUUGCAAAGCAUUCAUUAGAACCGCACCCUACCAUGCCAAUGAAAAUUUCUGCAGAUCUAGAAAAAACAAUUUUGAAAGAAACUGAGCCUGUUACCAUAGAAACUGCUGCAGAGAAAAAGAGUAAAAUUUCAGAAAUUUCGGAAGUUUCUAAAGAAAUUCUUCCAACUACUUCACCAGAGCAUCUGUUAGAGAAAGGAAUGAAAGUUUCCGCAUUCUCAAAAGAAAUACACCCCACUGAAAUAGAAGAACGUACUUCGGAAGAGGAGGAACACAUUGUAAAAGAUAUUAUUACAGCCACAGAACAUAAAUUUGAUGUAGAAGCAAUAACUCCAAAGGAUUCAGAAACCAUUGAACCAACUGUAACAUCAGAUCACACAAUGAAAGCACAGAAAAUAAUAAUCCAACCAACAAAAGAAUCACAAGCUACUAUUUCCUCAGUAUUAAAACCUCCCAUUAUAACACGCGCAGAAGCAGAUGAAGAAAUACCGCCUUCUAUAUCGAUAAAGUACUCGGCGGAUACAAGGGAAGAAAUUCCUUCAGAUUUGAAAGAUAUUCACCAUCCACCAUCCAUUGAACGAUCCAUGAAGGAAGCGGAAAAAACUGAAAAACCUGCAGAAGAAAUGAGAAUUUCUGUAUCAAAGAAACCAUUAAUUGAUCGAGAAGACACAGUAAAGGAAGGUUUAAGUGAAAUAAAACUUAUAAAAUCUGCAGACGAUAUUGAUCCUAGAAUUAAAACUUCAAAAGUAAGCGAAGAUAUUGGUCCCAUAAAAGUAUCAGAACGCUCCUUAAUAAAAGAAGACAAGAUCUCUAAACCUGUUAAGGAAGUGUCUUCUAUUGUUGAUGAAGAUUCAAGAAAAAAAAUCCCAAUAGAUUCAAAAAUUUUACAUUCUUCAGUAUCUACUGAACGUUCAAUAAAACUGGUGGAGAAAAUUUCGGGAAUACCUCAAGAGAUAGAUCCAAGUAAAACAGCAAAGCCUUCAAUCGAUCUAAAAAAAGAAAUUCCAGAAUUUACAAGACGCAUCCAAUCCAUUAAAUCCGCCGACUCCAUUGUUCCGAGAAAAAGACUUUCCAAAGAUCCAAGAGACAUCGAUACAGAUAUAUAUUCAGACCAAGCCUUCGAAACCGAAAGGAAAAUUUCGGAGCCCAUAGACGUAAAAAGUCCUGUGAUCUCUAUAGAGAGUCCUACGAUUCAAAGAGAAAAAAUCACUAAAAUUUCGAGAAGUAUGCAGCCAGUUGCAUCAUCAAAACAUCCUGUGCAAAUAAUGGAUAAAGUGUCUAAAAAGCGUUCUGCAGAACUAAGAGAAAAGGCCAGUGAGGAUUCGAAAAGUCUGCAUCCAGUUGUGUCAUCUAGGGCUUCUGUACAAGUUAAAGAAAAAAUAUCAACAGAGUCUUUGACGGAUUUAAGGCAAACGAUCAAGGAAAAAUCCAAGGUUAUGCAACCAGUUGCAUCCUUAAAACAUCCUGUGCAAAUUAAAGAAGUAAUAUCUACUGAACGUCCUGCACAUUCAGUAGAAACGAUUACGAAAGUUUCUAUGGAUUUGCAUCCAGAUGAAUCAUUAAAACAUCCGGUGCAAAUAGAGAAAAUAAUGCCCACUGAACGUCCUGUAGAUUCAAGAGAAAGAAUCACUGAAGUUUCCAGAGUUAUGCAUCCAGAUGUAUCAUCAAAACUUCCUGUGCAAAUAGAAAAAAUAAAGCCAGUUGAAAGUCUUGUAGAUUCACGAGAAAUGAUUCCUAAAAUUUCUAAGGUCAUGCAUCCAGAUGAAUCACUAAAACGUCCUGUGCGAAUAGAAGAAAUAAAAUCAGUUGAAAGUCUUGCAGAUUCACGAGAAAUUAUCUUGAAAGCUGCUAAGGUAAUGCACCCGGUUGUAUCAUCAAAACAGCCCGUGCAAAUGGAAGAAAUAAUGUCAACUGAACGGCCUGUGGAAUCAAAAGAACCGACCAUGAAAGUGUCUCGGGAUAUGCAUCCAGUUGAAUCAUUGAAAUUUCCUAUGCAAAUAGAAGAAAUAAGAUCAAAGUCAGCUGAACGACUUAGAGAUUCAAAGGAAAUGAUCACGGAAGUUUCUAGAGUCAUGCAUCCAGACGAAUCAUUGAAACGUCCUGUGCGAAUAGAAGAAAUAAUACCUACUGAACGCCCUGUAGACUCAAGAGAAAUGAUCGCGAAAGUUUCUAAGAUAAUACAUCCAGUUGUAUCACUAAAACUUCCUGAAGAGGUAAAGGAAAUAACAUCCAAAGGAAGUUUCCCUGAUUUAAGAGAAACGACCUCAGAAGAUAAGAGAGACUUGCAUUUAACUACAUCAACAAAAAUUCCUAUACAUGUAGAUGAAACAAUAUCGAUAGCAAGUCCUACGGAUUCAAGAGAGCCUACAGUGAAACAAUCUAGGGUCGUAUAUCCAGUUAAGUCAUCAAAGCUUCCUAUAGAAAUAGCAGAAAAAGUAUCUCUUCAGCGUUCUGAAGAUUUAAGAGAAACGAUCACGGAUGUCUCUAAAGUUGUGCAUCCAGUUGUAUCAUCAAAACAUCCUGUAAAGGUAGAAGGAAAAGUAUCUGCUGAACCAUCAACUGAUCUAAGAGAAACAAUUAUGAAAGAUGCAAAGGCCAUGCAUCCAACAGUACUUUCAAAAAUUCCUAUACAUAUAGGGAGGAAAAUAUCCACAGACCGUCCCGUGGAUUUAAGAGAAUCUAUUACGAGCGAUGAAAAGGAGAUACACCCAGUUUUGUCACUGAAACAUCCUAUAAAGGCAAAGGAAAUAGUUUCAAGAAAGUCUAAGGAAGCUGAAGAGUCUGUGAUUGCAGAAGAAAUGAAGGUUGCUCGUCCAGCAGAAUUUCCAAGCAAAAAGGAAACUAAAAUUCUAAAAUAUUCAAAAGAAGUCCAACCUGUUAUAAUUACAGAAGAACAUGUUGAUGUUAGAAAAAAAGUUUCAAAAGAUUUACCACCUGUAUAUCCUAGUAUAACAACAGAUUAUCCUGAAGAAGAAGAAAAGAAAAUUUUAAUACAAUUUAAAAAAGUUCAUUCCAUUGAAUCACUUGAAUAUGCCCCUGAAACGGAAGGAAAAGAGCUAAAGGGUGUAAGAAGCCUACAAUCUAUUGAAAUAUCUCAGCAUUCUAUGGAACCAGAAGAAAAAAUUUCAGAAGUUCCAAGUGUUUCAUAUGCUGUUCCUCUGAAACAUGAUGUAGAUUCAAAAGAAAACAUUUUGAAAUAUUCCAAAGAAAUUUCUCCAACAGUUAUUACAGUUCGUUCUGCAAAAUCUAGAAAGGAAUUAUUGAAAGAACCAUCAGAAAAGAAGUCUUCUAUAUCCUUAGAAUUUCCUUUCAAGUCCAUAAAAAAGGUGUCAAAAGAUACCGAAAGAAUAACCGAUUCUGAACAUUUAGAUUAUCCAAAGGAAGUAGAGAAAAAAGCUUCAGAAUAUUCUAAAGAAAUUCAACCCAUUGCAGUUACAGAACAUACUACAAAAUUAAAAAAGAAAAUCUCAAAAGAAUCAAAAGAAAUCCCAAUACUUUCGGAAGAUCAUAUGAAGACCAAAAUAAGGAUAACUGAAGUUGAAACUAAAGUGCCCUUAACUGCACCUUUAAAACCACUCACCGAGUUAGAAAAGAAACCUCCAAAAGAUUUUAGUCAAUUGCAUUCAAUAAUACGACCACAGCAGAUAGUUGAAACAAAAGAAAGUGCUAUAAAAUUUUCAGACGAAAAGCUUCAUGUACCAACCACUGAACCUAUGAAGAAAAAAUCAAAAAAGAUUUCAAAAUAUUUGCGUGAAAUUCAUCCCACGACAGUUACAGAACAUUUUCUUGCACCGGCAAAGAAAGUUUCCAAAGAUUUAUUUCCUAGUAUACCUUCAAAGACUGUGGAUCAACAGGAAAAAGUUUUCAAAUAUCCUAAACAACUUCCGUUAGAAAAAAGAAUUGCAAAAGAAUCAGAGAAAAUACGUCCUAUUAUAACAUCAAAACCUUCUGUCGACGCUAGAGCUGUAAAAGAUAAAUAUCCAGUUACGUCUACGGAAUACAUUGAAGAACAAAUGAAAACUGAAGAAGAAGUAAGCCACUGGAAAAGAGGUAAACAAAUAGAUAAAAUUUGGGAUCAAAAGCCUUCUGAGAUGAUUUAUAAAAAAAAGAAGAAGCAUCGAGUAUCAACAUUUGAAGAUGAUAUCGAAUGUCCUGUUGAAAGAAAAGUAGAAAUUAGAUCAAAAUAUGACAAUGGAGUUAAACAUGGGAAGUACUCAAAAGAACAGCAAAAGUAUUCGAGUGUAUCAAGAAUAAAAGAUAAAGGCGACGUAGAAGAUGGAAAAAGACGAAAAGAAGAAGAAAGGGAAAAAUGGCAAGACGAGAAAAAACAAAUCGAGGGAUUUCAUAAACAUCUGCAAACAUCAACUGAGGAACAUGAUGAUGAUUUGAAGGAUGUGAAAAUGCCUAUCAGAGCAGAGUACCAAAUACUGAAAAAAAUAAAAGAUGAAAAACAUAUAGAACCUUCUUCUGAACUUCAUAAGCAUUUUCGUGCAUCCCGAAUCAGUUACAAAGAUGUAGACAGAGAAGACAGGACUGUCACAGAAUAUUACAAGUUCACACGAAUAACAAAAUCAAUUUCUGAAUCUUCUCAGUUAAGCCAAGAAAAAAGGGAAGCAUCUGAAGGACAGUUAACAUGCUGGAUAAAAGAAGAUGAUGAAAAAUCAGGAAAAUUCUCUAUUAGCUCCCGAGAAUAUUUAGAUAUUCCACUGAUUGAAAAGAAAAGAUCAGAUAUUUCUACUGACUCAAAAGAUGAGUUGAGACACAGUCCAGAUCGCUUCCCGGAAAGUCAUUUCUGCAAACACGAAAGUAAAAAACGUGAAAAGAAGAAAAAGUCAAAAUAUAUAAAGGAAAGUUCUCUAAUUUCUUCUGAAGCUCCAAAGUCUACAUUUGAGAGCGAAGAAGUCAGCGAAUAUGGAAAAACAGAAUGUGGCAAAGCAACUCUUGAGAGUAGUUUUAUGGCUAUUUCUGUCUCAGCCUGUUCUAAAGAUUCAGAAACCAAAACCAUUUAUACAUACGAUGUUGAUGGUGAAAGGAUCGAAGUCUUUGUUGAAGGUAUCAAGAGAAUACACAUUUCCAAAGGAUCUUCAGAAGAGUCCUAUAGUUCUAAAUGGGUGAAUUCUGCGUCGUCGUGUUCAGAGAGUUUGUGCUCAUCAACAGUCAUUGACGCGAAUGGAUCGAAAAUCAUAACGUUAAGAGUUUGUGACGGACGACAAGAAUCAAUUUCAGUUCACAAGGAUCAUAUUUUACUGUGCAAAGUAUCGAGUAGCAAAUAUUGA